Messenger RNA from Dioscorea cayenensis subsp. rotundata (Guinea yam), 2038 nucleotides. RefSeq names its product glycosyltransferase family 92 protein Os08g0121900. The record is from RefSeq and is a predicted model, not a curated record. NCBI's taxonomy places the organism in Eukaryota, Viridiplantae, Streptophyta, Magnoliopsida, Dioscoreales, Dioscoreaceae.
AUUUUCCAAUUUUACAUGCAAAACAAAAAAAAAACCCAGUCCUAUUCGGCGACUAUUCAUCUCCAAUAUAUAUAUAUAUAUAUAUAUAUAUAUUCUCAAUCGUUUCUCUUUUCAUUCUCGAUUCUUCGAACAUUUCGAUGAUGAAGCUGCAUCGGCUUCCGGCGUUGCUCUUCGUCCUCAUCGUCUCCACGAUUCUCAUCGUCUCUAUCAAUCUCCGGCGAUCCUUCUCCUUCCCCGGCGCCGUCUCUGGCCCUGUCACCGACUUCUCCAUCCCUCUCCCCCGCCGCCACACCCAAUCCCUUGCCCUUCUCGAUCACCCCCUCCCUCUCCGUCUCCACUCUCAACCAUCAAUCGACGCCGUUCUCUUCCCCGAUUGGGAAACUCUAAUCCUCCUCCCUCUCGGCUUUCCCCCGCCGUCCACCCCUCUCUCUUGCCAUUUCCCCAACGGCGUCAUCUCCCCAGCCGUUCUCUCCGGCGUUAUCCCGUCCUCCGGCCGCCAAACUCUCCGCUGCUCCAUCCCUCCUUCCGCUCGCCGCCGCCUUUCUCCUCCCCAAAUCCCAGGCACCGCCCCGCCAUCCGAGCUUCUCCGAUGGAACAAACUCGUCUACGAAUCGAUCUCGAUUCCCGAUGACGUUAUCGUCUUCGCCAAGGGCAUCAACAACCGGCGCCAAGGCGUGAACCUCCCCGCCACCGAGCUCCGCUGCGUCUUUCUCUCCAUCGACGGCGCCGUCAUCGCCUUCACUCCCGUCACCAGCUCCGUCCAAGAGGUCUUCCGUUGUCCUCACCCCAACCUCAACCCUUCUUCCGGCGAUGCCCUCCGUGUUUCCCUUCAGCGCAACCGGGACCCGAGGGCAUUCCCGUCAUUAGCCACCUUCAAACCCUUCUCACGCGGGCCCCACCCUUCUGCGGCGCAGGAUAAGACGAGGCCGCUACUAGUGUGCGCAUGCACUAUGGUGCGCGACGUCUCGAAAUUCCUCGGCGAAUGGGUGACGUACCACUCGGCGAUCGGCGUUGACCGGUUCAUCAUCUACGACAACGGCAGCGAGGACGAUUUAGGAUCGGCGAUUAAUCGGCUGCUUCUAGAAGGCCAUGACGUCAGCACGGUUCUAUGGCCGUGGGCCAAGACGCAGGAAGCCGGGUUCUCUCACUGCGCGGCGGCGCAUCGAGAUUCGUGCGACUGGAUGGCCUUCAUCGACGUGGAUGAGUUCCUCUUCAGCCCGGCCUGGGCCGAGUCGGCCCGACCGAACCGUACCAUGGUCGGGUCCAUACUCCCGACCGAACCGGAAUCCGACCGGGUCGGUCAGGUCUCGGUUCCGUGCCGUGAUUUCGGUCCGUCGGGAAGGAAAGAGCACCCGAGAAACGGUGUGACUCAAGGGUACACGUGCAGGGCACGUGCGCAGGAGAGGCAUAAGUCAGUGGUGUUCUUACAGGCGGUGGCGAGAUCUAUGGUGAACGUGGUUCAUCAUUUCGGGUUGGGUGAGGGUUGGCGGACCGCAUCGGUUGGUUCUAAACGGGCGGUAGUGAACCAUUAUAAGUUUCAGGCUUGGCCCGAGUUCAGGACCAAGUUUAGGAGAAGGGUGUCUGCUUACGUGGCUGAUUGGAGGAAUGAGAUCAAUAUGAAUUCUAAGGACCGAACCCCCGGGUUGGGAUCGGAACCGGUUGAACCGGCCGGGUGGGAAAGGAGGUUUUGUGAGGUUAAUGAUACAAGAUUGACGGAGCUGAACCGGAAGUGGUUUGGACUUGAUCAGGGUCGGAUGGUUUGGGAGUAGUAUUUUUGAUUUUUUACGGCCGGUUUCAUAAGGUCAUAAACCGGAUUCAUCAGUCAGAGGAGUUUAGAGUGGUUUUUAAAAUUCUUUUCUUAUAAAAAUUAUUGUAGAUAAUUUGGUUUUUUUUUAUAUGAAUUUUUUCUGUACAUUUAUUGUUUAUGUACUUGUUGUGGCAAAUGUGUAAAAUAACUUGUGGUGUAUCGUGUAUGAGAUUGGAACUUUGGACUUAUUAGUGGGAAAGAUGGAAAAAAGAAAAGGAUAUUGUAUUUUUA